Pelodiscus sinensis (Chinese soft-shelled turtle) is the source of this 941-nucleotide messenger RNA. The record is from RefSeq and is a predicted model, not a curated record. Lineage: Eukaryota; Metazoa; Chordata; Testudines; Trionychidae.
UCACUUCAUCGCCUCGGUAACUUGGGAUUCCCUCCAGCACACAAGAUGGCUUGCGUUCCCCAGGAUUGCGGUUCCGAUAUUUGCCCGCGCCCAUACAUUGACGUCUGCAACUCGCCAUGUGUCUCAUCGUGCGGCGAUUCCACGGCCGUGGUCUUCGCGCCUCCAGUGGUUGUGAGAUUCCCGGGACCGACUCUGGCCACUUGCCCUCAAGACAGCAUCGUGGGAAGUGCCCUGCCGCAGCUGCCCUAUGGCCCCGGGGGCUUCCCUGGUGUUGGGGGCGGUGUCGGUGGCCCCUUUGCUGGGGGCUAUGGUGGUGUCUCUGGGGGACGUUUUGGUGGCAAUUAUGGGGGUUAUAGUGGCGGUUCUGGGGGAGGUUAUGCUGCUGGUGGAUGUGGGGGAGGUUACAGUGGUGGCUAUGGGGGAUCAUGCGGAUCCAGGAGGUCCUAUCGUAGCAUUUCCUCAUGUGGGGGAGGAUAUUCCAGCAAAGGAGGCUGCGGGCCCUGUUAAGCCCCAGAAGAUCCGUCAAUCAGGAAAGAACAAGACAGAGAUUCGUCGCUGAGCUAACGGACAAUGAUGCCUACAGCUCUGCCCACGGGCUGUGGGUGUUCAUCGCCUGCGUAAAUCCAGCCGAUCCGGGUCUCUAACGUGUUCCCUAUUACUGCAUGCCUCAUUUACUGCUUCCCAAGCUUGUCUCACGCUGCCACUGCGCUUUGUGCUGUUGCCAUUGAAUGGGCUAAAAGAAGUCGCUGGGUCGGAGGCAGGACGUGAAUUUCCAACUCUGCCUCUGCCGGAGGGAAGGAGAACAGCUGGCGUGGGAUGGGAGGGGGCUGGUUCUUACUCUCGCUGGAGCCCUGACGAUCCAUUCUGUGUGCCCAGCAAUAAUUCACUGGGCAGUGUGGACUCCUCUGCUCUUUGCCAUUAAACAUUCUGCUGCAUCAUAA